Messenger RNA from Protopolystoma xenopodis, 339 nucleotides. The record is from the annotation of a GenBank genome assembly. NCBI's taxonomy places the organism in Eukaryota, Metazoa, Platyhelminthes, Monogenea, Polystomatidea, Polystomatidae.
AGCGGUUACGGUUCUACUCAAUUGGCAGAUCAACAGAUCGAUCUUCGCGGCUUCUAUUUGCGCCUUUGUCUAAGUCUGGCCGUAUCUAGUUUAACCAGUUACUCCAGCCAUAUACGCAACCUUGGGCGUUCGAUACUGUCUCGUUAUCGAAUGCUUCUGGAUAUUUGGCCUGAAAUCAUUUCAGCUCCUAAAUCAAACUCAGCUCUUUCAAAAGGAGGUACUGAACACUUAAAAUCCGGCAUCAAAUGUACGAUGGAGGAAAGAAGGCUGAUAAACCUUUUUCCUGAACGCACAAUGGUGGGUUUGGUUUUUCUUGACUUUUCGCCUAUAUACUUUUGA